This is a messenger RNA of Etheostoma cragini (Arkansas darter), 3044 nucleotides long. RefSeq names its product putative homeodomain transcription factor 2. The transcript has 21 exons. The record is from RefSeq and is a predicted model, not a curated record. Gene Ontology annotation, cellular component: endoplasmic reticulum. Bases 291 to 2591 code for a protein of 766 amino acids. Lineage: Eukaryota; Metazoa; Chordata; Actinopteri; Perciformes; Percidae.
UUACUGACCGUCGUCUUAAAAUAUAAUCGCGCAUUUCCACGGUGGUUUACGGUCAACGGGCUGAAGUUGUAUUUUUACAGUGAGAGGCUGAAAGGAAAACGCUAAUGCUUCAACAUCGGUAAGCAGCAGCAGGCACUGAGCAUCUCUUCCAGAAAGCGGACAAAGCUGGUUAUCUCAGUGCACUAUUAAAUCACGUUAGAAAAGCACAGUUUGGGACUGUGCGGGGACUCGAAGCUGUCGUCGCAGUUAAGGAGUCUAAGAUGCCCUAGGCUGGGAGAAGGGAAAUGUAAAUGGCUUCCAAAGUAAAAGAUGCUGUGGUGUGGUACCAGAAAAAGAUUGGCGCCUAUGACCAACAGAUAUGGGAGAAAUCAGUGGAGCAGCGAGAAAUAAAGUUUAUUUCUCUGGGCUUUAGGAACAAACCAAAGAAGACAGGACAUGUCAAACCAGACCUUAUAGAUGUAGACCUGGUUAGAGGUUCGGCGUUUGCCAAAGCCAAACCAGAGAGCCCCUGGACAUCACUGACCCGGAAAGGCAUCGUCAGAGUUGUCUUCUUCCCAUUCUUUUAUCGAUGGUGGAUCCAGGUCACCUCUAAAACCAUUUUCCUCCUACUGCUGGCUCUCUAUUUGCUACAAGCGGCAGCAUCAGUCUUGUAUGUGACCAUCCCCCUGCCUCAUGGGAUACCGACCACCGAGGUAUUUGGAGCCAUCUGGCUCAUGUUGCUGCUGGGCACCGUCCACUGUCAGAUCGUCUCCACCAGGACCCCCAAACCUGCCUCCGGCAGCGGGGGGAAGAGACGCAGGAAGUUGAGGAAGGCAUCUCAGAUGGAGGUGCAUAGGGAAGGCGACGGGUCUAGCACUACCGAUAACACACACGAGGGGGCGCCACACUCCCACUCAGCCAGCACCACAUACAGACUGGGCGCUCUCUUCCAAGAUUUCUGGCAUGAUAUCUGUAAAGCUGGAUCUAAGAAGUCCAAACUGUCCAUCGACAAGUCAACAGAGACAGACAACGGCUACGUGUCGCUGGACGGCCGGGUGACCAAUCGGAGCAGCGAGGAGGGGCUUCAGCUCCACGAGCAGCGAUGUGAGUCGCUAAACAGGGCUGACGAGGUGUGCUGGAACUCUCACGUCCAGUCCGUUCACACUCACGCACCCCUUAGCGCUGGACUGAUGCUGGCAGGCGCCAAUAAGGAGCCAGCAUCAGAUGAGGCCUCCAGUGAGGAAGACCCUGAAGCAUCCUACAGCGCUCUCCGCAGGGGAGUUGAAAGAAUGAACAGCGACUGUACGCUCAGAAACCGCAAGAAUACACACCACUACAAGAAACACUAUGCCGCGGAGGACGUGCCAAAAUCUGGCACCAGCUGUAGCUCCAGAUGUUCAAGUCUGAGGACUCGUGACUCAGAGAGCACUCGACACGAGUCUGAGACAGAGGACCUGAUGUGGGAAGACUUCCUUCACUGUGCUGAGUGCAGAUCCUCCUGCACCUCAGAGACGGAGGGGGAAGGAGGAGGGGCACCCGUCUGCCCCCCUGCUAAAAAGGAAUACAGAGAUGACCCUUUCCAUCAGGGUCAUGCUCCAUGGAUGCACAGCUCCAACCCUGGUUUAGAGAGAGUGAGCGCCAUAGUGUGGGAGGGAAACGAGUGUAAGAAAGCCGACAUGUCCGUCCUGGAGAUCAGCGGCAUGAUCAUGAACAGAGUUAAUCUCUACACACCUGGUAUUGGUUACCAGGUCUUUGGCAACCUUGUUUCAGUGACUCUCGGCCUCACACCUUUUGCAUACAGGCUGGCUCAGUACCGGGACUUUGAUCAGCUAACCACACUCUCAGCCAAUGAGCUGUUAUCUGUGGCACUGGGAGGCGGAUCUGGAUCAGACGCCUUGGUCAUCACCAUGGUAACACUUAGCUUCCUGGUGCGCAUCUGCCUUAUAUGGCUCUUCUUCUUCCUGCUCAGUGUCGCAGAGAGGACCUACAAACAGAGGCUACUGUUUGCCAAGCUGUUUGGUCAUCUGACUUCCGCCCGCAGAGCCAGGAAGUCUGAAGUCCCCCAUUUUAGACUGAAAAAGGUUCAGAACAUCAAGAUGUGGCUCUCACUACGCUCCUACCUCAAGAGACGGGGUCCUCAGCGUUCAGUGGAUGUGAUCGUGUCGUCUGCCUUCCUGCUCACUCUGUCCGUCGUCUUCAUCUGCUGUGCCCAAUUGCUCCACAUCCAUGAAACGUUCCUGGAGUGUCACUAUAACUGGGAGCUGGUGAUCUGGUGCUCCAGUCUGUCUCUGUUCCUGCUCAGGUUCGUCACGCUGGGCUCUGAGACCAGCAAGAAGUACAGCAACACCUCCAUACUGCUCACUGAACAGAUCAACUUGUAUCUGAAGAUGGAGAAGAAGCCUAACAAGAAGGAGGAGCUGACACUGGUGAACAACGUCUUAAAACUGGCUACCAAACUACUCAAGGAGUUAGACACUCCUUUUAGGUUGUAUGGUUUGACUAUGAACCCUCUGCUCUACAACAUUACCCAGGUGGUCAUCCUGUCCGCUGUGUCAGGAGUCAUAUCUGAUCUUUUAGGAUUUAACCUGAAGCUGUGGAAGAUUAAAUCGUGACAGUGAACAGAAACGGCGUUGACCCAGAAUGCUUGUCUAACUGGUUUGAUGAAAGAACGCGGGACUCGACAUAUCGGAGGGCUUUUCACCUUUACCAUUACCACUUUGUGCAAUUCAAAAACUAUUUAUUUAUCCACUCAGUGUUUUUACUUAGGGUUUUUUUGAAUUGUAGGGUUUAUUUGAAUUGUAGUUUUGUUUAAUGACAGAACAAUGUCUACAAAAAGUAUAAGUAUUAUUAUUAUUAAGCAUAACCAUGUUUAACAUGAUGGUUUAGAUUCUCAGUUGCAUUUGCAACAGUUCAGUUUUCAUUUCAGCUCACAUACUUGAAGGCAAAAAGUAUUGAGCUGCCAAUGGGACACCAUCGCUUUCUUGUAAUUGUGUUAAACUAUUUAUAUGUUGACUUAUAUUUUGAAACACAAUUUCGAAUUCUGUCACAACCUUAAGUCUGUUACA